CUUAAUGUUAAACUCUAAACGUGUGUAAAUUGAAAAGCGUUCAUUGUAAAACAUUUUAAAUACAUAUUUUAUCUCUAUCACAUUCAAGUCCGAUGCGAUGUUGCUUCCAGAAACGUCUUUUAAGUUACUGUUGUCGGUGUUUGGAAUAUAUACAUAUAUAUUACAAAGAUUGCAAAACAUGUAAUUAUAUUAGAUUAUGUGUGGAACCAUUCAUUUUCAGCAAUAACAGUAUAUUUAUAUACACAAAAACAAAAAAACUAACGUGUAAAACAUGACCUAAGUACUUUUUACAGAAACAUUAACGUAAAUCUUCUCUUUUCUAUUAUUGUGACUUCAUUUUAGGUUUAAAGCCUAUUAUUUUAAGCUUUUUCUUACUCCCAUUAAGGGGAAAUUAAGUCUUUACCCCAGCCUUCAGCCUACUAAUAUCUUUUUGGCAUGCACACAUGUAUUCCACAUUAAUUUAUACAAAAUAUGAGCAUGUAUGGCGUCAAUAUGGAAUCGAGUCGACCUCUAAAUAAUUUAGCGCCGCCUAACGUUCCUGGUGGGACACAGAUCAACAUUAGACUACAGCUCAAACUGGGACAGCACACAGUGGGCUCCAACAUCUGGGUCAAUUUAGAAGAAAAAUAUAAUAGGCCUAUGGGAAAAAAAAAAAAUAUCAGAAUGACUUAAAAAUAAAAAAUAAAAACUAAAUGUUGGGAGUAGUAACAAAAAGUGUGUACACCGAACAGUCGCUGUGUUUGUGUUGUUGUUAUAUUUGUCAUUAUUUUGAACAGGAGCAACAGGAGUCUCCAUGCUUUCUGAGACGGGGACAGUGUGAGUUUCAGUGAACGGAUCCUGUUACAAAGAUGCCAUCCUCCUGUGGUGCAACUGUGCAAAGCUCCAAGGAGAGAGAAGACUGAAGGGCGCAGUGCUCCCAUCUAAGGCUGAACCCACCAGGCGCUCCAGCAAGAUCAUGACGGCUAAAAUUGAUAAUCCUCCACCCUAUGAGGACGCGCUACACCAUCCUAAGUAUGUAAACUUCCCCCACCAGCCACAACAUGGCUCCCCUCUUCCACCACCUCCAUCUUACAGCCCCAGUCCUGGCAUUUACUCCGGCCCGCCUGGCUACUGGGGCCAGGAGGGUGUCUACCCGCAAGCCGGGAUGUGGGCAGCCCCUGGCUUCUCUCCAUCUGCGGUGCCCACCACAAUACCAACUCUGUCUGCCGGAGUGAAUCCAUCCAACCCAGGUUACGAGGGGAAUGAUACAGGACUUUACAGGGACAUGGAGGAUUUUCUAACAACCCAAUGGGAAAGCACAUCUAUUCGGCAUGCCUUCAUUAGAAAGGUUUACUUAAUUUUAGCAGCACAGCUUGCCGUCACCUUUUCAGUUGUUGCUGUCUUUACAUUUGUUGACCCAGUGAGGCUGUUUGUCAUCAGAUACCCUGGCAUCUACUGGGCAUCUUUAGUGGUUUAUUUUGUGGUGUACUGCAUCCUCCUCUGCUGCAAAGAGCCGAGGAGGCGUUUCCCAUGGAAUCUUGUGCUGCUGGGAGUAUUUACUCUCGCCUUGUCUUACAUGUCUGGAACAAUUUCGAGCUAUUAUGAAACAAAAGCAGUGUUUCUCGCCAUGGGAAUAACAGCAGUAGUUUGUAUAGCUGUCACAAUCUUCUGCUUCCAAACCAAGGUGGACUUCACCUCCUGCGGGGGAUUUCUCUGCAUUGCUGCCGUUUUGCUCAUGAUCAUUGGGAUUGUUACAGCCGUCGUCCUCUCCUUCCAAUACGUCCCUUGGCUGCAUAUGCUCUACGCUGCAAUUGGAGCCAUCAUUUACACUCUGUUUUUAGUAUACAACACCCAGCUUCUUAUUGGAAAUCGGGAGCUGGCCAUCAGCCCAGAGGAGUACAUCUACGGAGCUCUCUCUCUCUACAUUGAUAUUGUUCAAAUCUUCCUCUUCAUCCUUCAAAUCAGUGGAUCCGCUACUGAAUAAGCGCACGGUUCCCCAAAAAUAGAUAUUCCUUACCAAUGCCUCCACCGCCAUGUGGGGGAGCUCCAUACCGGAAGGAGUCGAUGUACGCCUUGAUCUUCUCCAGAUCUGUAGUAUCAGAAAAAUAAAUGAAUUCAGUUGUGAAAAACUU
Molecule: messenger RNA, 2111 nt
Organism: Dicentrarchus labrax (European seabass)
Lineage: Eukaryota; Metazoa; Chordata; Actinopteri; Moronidae
Product: protein lifeguard 3-like
Exons: 13
Coding region: 956-1963 (335 amino acids)
Biological process (GO): negative regulation of apoptotic signaling pathway
Cellular component (GO): membrane; Golgi apparatus; endoplasmic reticulum
Source: RefSeq, a predicted model, not a curated record